This is a messenger RNA of Acanthaster planci (crown-of-thorns starfish), 4001 nucleotides long. It is a transcript of the gene gpr161, whose product is annotated as G protein-coupled receptor 161. Gene Ontology annotation, biological process: methionyl-tRNA aminoacylation. Gene Ontology annotation, molecular function: methionine-tRNA ligase activity; ATP binding. The record is from RefSeq and is a predicted model, not a curated record. NCBI's taxonomy places the organism in Eukaryota, Metazoa, Echinodermata, Asteroidea, Valvatida, Acanthasteridae.
GCGUUUGAUGGGUUGUUCCUUCACUUUUACUCCCCAUUGUCGCACUUUUACUUAAUAAUAUCUAUGACAUUGCGUCAUGGAUAGUUUGUGUUACGUUCAAAAUACUCAUGAUUGUGGCUGAUUUUCACUUAUUUAAAUGCCGCUCCGGCAUAUUGAAGACCUGAACUGAACUUUCGCAGUGAACCACGGGAGUCUAGUGGCGCGGGAGAAACAAAUUCACAUGAAAUUCGGAGUGCAAUGGACAUAACUAGGCCUAGGCCUACAUUCUUUAUAAAGUUGUCGAAGAUGUUAAUCCUUUUUCUUUGUGACUAGCCAUAGACCUGGAGGAGAAAAGUACAAUGGACUGCCAUCUCUCAAGCGGGCGCACAUCGAUCUUGCGUCAACCGGAAGUGCCGAAGUUACCGGCACAGACAACUUUCGUUUUGCUGUUUUCGGGGUUAAAAUGGUGCAUCCCGACUCCACUUUUCUCAUCAUAUGUCAUCUCAAUAAAAGUCGGUCAUUACAGAAAAACAUGAAAAAUAACGAAUUCUAAGUGCCUGCAGGAGUUGGCAGUCUAUUGUGUUUUUCUCCUCCAGGUCUAUGGACUAACAAAGUUAACUCCAAUUUGCCAGGGUGAAAGGGAAGAAGUAACAAUGAAGACAGACUGAUGUCUGGGCAGCCUUGAUGGGAAUGCCUGGCUGACACCAAGUUUCUGGGAGAUCCUUCACGUGGUGUGCCAUGUUUUUACUGCGACAGUGUCUGAGUUUGGGACAGAGUCCCAGAAAACAUCUUACUGAUCGUUGUGCAGCUGCUGUGCAAGCGAGAGCGAUCGGAUCGGCCAAUCCGUCCAGAAAUGCAUUUCUGACGACGCCCAUUUUUUAUGUUAAUGCAGUCCCUCACAUUGGCCACUUGUACUCGGCUCUGAUUGCUGACUGCGCUCACCGGUGGCAACGAAUUUCAGGAGCGGAGGAGACCAUCUUCUCGACGGGAACAGACGAGCACGGUCUGAAGGUGCAGCAGGCUGCCACCUCAGCCGGGAAGAAGCCGCAGAAAUACUGUGACCAGGUCUCCGAACAAUUUCGGAGUCUCUUCUCUGAGAGUAAUGUCAACUACACUGACUUCAUACGCACCACUGAGUCGAGGCACCACGAAGCGGUCAAUCACUUUUGGAUUACGUUGCAGAAACGAGGCUACAUCUAUAAGGGCAAAUAUGAAGGGUGGUACUCAACGUCAGACGAGACAUUCCUGAACUCACAGCAGGUACAAGACAGUGACACUCAAGAUGGAGUCAAAGUUUCAGUGGAGACGGGGAAUCCGGUUGAAUGGACCACAGAGAUCAACUACAUGUUCAGACUGAGCGUAUUCCCGUCAAGGUUGCUGGAAUGGCUGGACGAGAACCCCAGAGCAGUGUAUCCAGCCAAGUUCCACGCCAUAGUGCGUCAGUGGGUGUCUGAGGGUCUACAGGACCUGUCUGUCUCCAGACAACGAGAUAGACUCCAUUGGGGCAUUCCAGUGCCCGGAGAUCCAUCACAAACGAUCUAUGUCUGGUUGGAUGCUUUAGUCAACUACUUGACUGUGUGCGGCUUUCCUGGACAAAUGGAUCUGUGGCCGGCGACUCACAUCGUGGGAAAAGACAUCCUGAAGUUCCAUGCGAUCUACUGGCCGGCAUUUCUGUUGGCUGCUGGAUGGCCGCCACCCACCUCUGUAGUUUGCCACUCCCAUUGGACCAUGGACAGCUUCAAGAUGUCCAAGAGCCGGGGCAAUGUGGUAGAUCCAUUUGACAGACUUCGUACCUACACUCGUGACGGCUUACGAUAUUUCCUUCUCAGAGAGGGAGUGCUGCAUUCUGAUGGAGAUUACACUGAUGAGAAAGUUCUGAAGCUACUGAAUGCUGAGCUGGCUGACACUUUUGGGAACCUGCUGUCCAGGGUGACAGGGAAAGUGUUGAAUCUGUCGCAGGUCUUUCCACAGUUCCACGCUGAACUUUUCCCCCGCCAGCAGUCGCUGACCUCUUUGUCUGGAAGGGCUUCUGCCGAGGACUACGCUCUGGUGUCUGCUCUGCAGAGACUGCCAGAAUCCGUUGACAUCCAUUACAACAACUUUGAAGCAUACAAAGCGCUGGACGAAAUCAUGGCGUGUCUGCGGCAGGCCAAUGCGUUCAUUCAGCGCCAUGAGCCAUGGAAUCUCGUCAAGAAUGAAAAGGACGGCCCCUGGCUUGAAACUGUCCUCCACGUUGCCAUGGAGACGCUGAGGAUUUGUGGCAUACUGCUGCAGCCCGUCGUUCCUGACAUGGCCGACAGAUUGUUAAGUCGGCUCGGUAUCGAAGGCAGCGAGAGGACAGUGGCCAAUUUAGAAUGUUUCACAGGGACAGGCAAGAGCACGCCACUUGGGAGGGAUACAGGUGUAUUGUUCUCUAGACUGAAGCCAGAGGAAAAGAGUUGACCAAUCUAGAAUUGUGACUAUUUCCAAAUCAGUUACUCAAUUAUGCAUUCACUUUUGCUAACUGGAACUCUUGCCAAAACCUUUUACAAUCAUGACAAACGACAAGAACUUGUAUUUUUCAUGUUUCCUUCAACUGGUUUAGUUUCAUUUCGGUUUUGUUAUAAUGGCCACUAAAAUUAAAGCUGAAAACAGCUCACAAAAAGCUGAAAUGUAAAAGGUUCCAAUACUUUUGUACAGACCAGGUGUACCAAAAAAAAAUUAGGGUCAACAACUAAAAAAAAAUUCUCAUAUCUCUGAUUAUACUUGGGAUACCUCAGCCACAAUGUACAUGCUGUCAAGAAUGCAUCUAAGCUUUUGGGAAAAGAAUGUGAUAUAUCAAAGUUGUUUUUGAAAACUACUGGAAAAGUUAAAAAUCACGAUAAACUUUUCAUUUCAUUUACAUGUAUAUUGAACCAAGUCAUGUGCAGUGUAAAAGGCAAAAUAAAAUCGUUAAAUCUUUUAUACUUUUUCAUGUGUGUUUGUAUUGGAAUAUAAGUAAUCACAAAAUGGACAUUUUCCUGCUUUAGAGUUCAAAAAUAAUUUGGAGUUGCUGAAGAAAAAUUUGAUCUCAGUACUUUUUUCUUGUGCAGUGCCCGAUGACAUAACUUAUAUAACUUAUUAUUUCAGGCUCCUUCAUCGGAAACUUCCAUUUGAUCAAUACACAUAAAACCCUUGAGUCUAGUUAAACCACGUCCCUAUGGGCUUGUUCUAGUGUAAACCGUCCAUAGACGACGUACACGUGCAGAUACUAGGUAUGUUCUUGCCCUCCAUGACCUACACAAGUACGAAUGAGUGAAACCGAUUGAGCGACCGCAAAUCUAAACAGCGACCUCUUGUGGCAGAGUAAACGAAAGCGAAUUUCACUGGUGCCAACUCUCAUGAAUAAUUUCAGUGAAAACAAAUGUCCGAGUACCAGCGAAAAACUUGUUGGGUGGUCUUUCCGAACAGAUUCGAAGUUCUAGAUUUAAUUGCCACGUGUUUGAUGACUGUAUAAAGCUGCUAAUAAUAUAUCUCAAAAGAAUAUUAUAUAAAGAUGUAUUUAACAUUUACAGAGAAUGGAAUGAAGGGCAACUUUUUUUAAAAUUUGAAUAAAAAGGCCCUUUAAUUGUUUAAUAAUGUGGAGCGAGGGUGGUGAAAGUUGCUAUUUUUGGACCACCCACGUGGAGAGUUAAAUGGAAAUAACAAAUGUCAUUGGAAUGUGGAAGUAUGUCGCCAUGUUUGAGAUUCACUGAACUGUUUUGAACGGUAUUCUUCCCCAAAUAGUGUGUGUCAGACCUCGGUGCUAGGAUGCAACUGUAUAACUUCGUAAUCUGAGCUUUGAAAUUUCGAGGAUUUUUGGCCUGGUGAGGCUAAACGGUUGGCAGAUUGGAAUAGUGCAUUGCCUUGUCGCAUGGGAUGGGAUUCGUCAUGUCACUGUUUGUGAAUAGAUGUCAGACUGAAAGUGCUUCUGUGGUUUGGAGAAAUGCAGAACACGUGAGAGAAACUAGAACAAGGGAGAUAAAAACAUGUAGCUGGCUCAGUUUGUGAAAACAACUCUCAUC